UGUGCCUGACCUGUGGUAGACCAUUCUGGGUUCAUAUUGGUCUGAUCCGCCACAGCCAGACACACUGUACCUUGAUCCAAAUAUAGUGAUGUAAUUUUGAUCCUCUUCGAGGAAGAAGGACAACCACCACCACCUGGCUUUGUCUCCUAAUAUGGAGAAGGAUUGGCCGGGCCUUGCUGAUCUCAAAGCUCGUUUUCCAUGGUAACGUCUGAACUAUGGUUCUCCCUGGCAGUGUGGGUCAGAACCAGGAGCAACAAUGCCUUCUUAUGCUUUUCUUUUUAAAAAAUAUUCAUGACACGUCGUCGAGAUGCUUAUUUAUAGUUUACAAUUCUUUGUUCCUUAUUUCUGAUCAUUUCCCACCAUCUUCACUUAUUCUCUUCGCACUGAAGUCAUUGGGUAUCAGAGGUCAAUACUGUGGCUUCUUCUCUCCCAUUAAACUCCAUCCCACCUCUAGAAUAGCUCCAGCUAUAAACUGCCUUGAUAUGUUACAGAUGACUCCUAAGGCAUGACCAAGUUUCAGCCAAUCCAGAGAUGAUUCCCUUGGAACACUGGAAAUUCCAAGGGCUUUGGCACUUAGUCUAACGGCUAUGAUUGAUUAAAUGAUUGAAUGAAGGACAUGAGCAUUUAUUUAGCACUUACUAGGUGCAAAUCACUGUGCUAGGCACUGGAAAUACCUAAUGAAAACACAGUCACAGUCUUCACUCUUGACUACGGAUAGCUCCCAUUUUAAUUGGAGAGGCAACACAUGUAGGUUUCAUGCUGGAUGGAUGGGAAAAUCUCAUGGUCUUUGGAGGGCAACAGCAAAGCAGAUGGCCAUGUUUCCUCUUUCCACUGCCAUUUCCACUGAUAAAAUCCCAUCGGCUUACCUGUUGGUCCUCUCACUGUGAGAUCCUUGUACAAUGGUGAGUGCCCAAGCCCAGGGCUGGCCUGCCUUGCAUCUGGCAGCUGCUGGAGGUGGCUGGUCCCUUCAUCCGGAUGUGAGGGCUUGGCUGGAAAGAGGACCAAUGGUAUAAAGGACACCGCUAUGCCCAGGACUCCUAUGCCCACAUGACAGCUGGUGGCAGCUAAUCAGUAGUUGUUGCUUGCGGUGAUGAGAAAGGUGGUUUCCUUCCUGCUGGAAGCCUGCCUGGCAGUUUGGGCAUUGCUCCUCCCAAGACUUUUGGGCUCAGGGUCCUGGGCUAUCCCCAUCGGGUCUGGGGGGAGAUGGUUGUCAAGGUGGUAGUAGGGGUUUGACUUGCCUGGCACAUACCGCUUCCUGUCUCUCCCUUAGGGUGCCCCGCUGCUUCAGCUAGCCUGGCUGGCCAAUACGGUUGGCUUUCCAUGUUCUAAUGUGGAGAAGAAUCAGUUGAGCCUUGAUCUCAAAGCUCAUUUUCCACGGUGAUGUUCUAUGGUUCUCCCUGGUCAUGCGGGGGGGCAGAUCCAGGAGUCCAGGUGCUUGAUGCCCUGAGAGCUGCGGCUCUGAAUCGGGAUGGGAUGCCUUGGCUCGCCCUCCUCCCUGAGGGCCAUUUGUGGGAACGUGGUCAUGGAGGCUUCUUUGCUGUAAGCAUUGGACAAGAUGUGGUUGGGGGUUCCUUCCAGCUCUGAGCACCAGGCUUAAAUCUCUCAGCUGUGUGACUGUGGGCGUCAGUUCAUUCAUUCAUUCAUGUAUUCGCGAAUUCAUCAAAUAAGCCUUUAGUAAAUGUCACUAUAAAUCAGGCACUGUUACAUAAAAGUGAGGCAGCCCUCUCCCUCUGGGAACUUCCAGGCUUUUGGGGCCUCAGUUUCCUCAUCUGUAAAAGGAGGAGAGGAAAUUGGGUUGAUCUCCGAGCGCACUCCCAGCAUCCUUGUCCUGGAGUCCCGCGGAGAUGGGUCUCAGUUUCCUCUGCUGGGAGGCCGAGGGUGGGGCGGGCCAAACCUUGAUGUCUAAGCCCAAAGAAGCCCGGAAUCUUGCUCCCGAGGGCAUCGGUUUCCAACCGGAGCACUUUUUGGGCGGGCCCAGAAGUGUCCCGCAGCCCAAUGUCCCCUCCAGCAGCGGAUCCUCUAGAAGCAGCUGUCUCGGAUGAGCAAACUGAGUUUCAGAGAGGUUACCUGACUUCCUUGAAGACACUGAUAUUAAGUAACAGUUUCAGGAUUCAAAAACACAUCCUGGGACUCCAAAUCAAGAUUCUUUUUGUUUGCACCUUUGCACCUCAGCACCUUGCUGAGGCCAUGCUAGGCAUAUAGUGACAGAAUGCCUCCUGGGCACCAGCGCUCCGUCCUGAUGCAGCUGCUGCCCCCGGCACCCCUCCUCCUCCCCGGAGAAGGCCAUGGACGCCCCUCCAUCGAAGGCGGCCCGUCCGGGCUCGCCCGUGUCCCCUCCUCCCCCGAGGCCGGGCCGGUUCCUGCUCAUUGACGCCAACGGGGUCCCUUACACGUACACGGCGCUGGUGCAGGACGAGCCGGGCCCCGCGGGGGAGGCCGGCAGAGGCGAGCGCGGCGCGGGCUGCGCGCCCCCUCGGAAGCGCCACGGCUGCCCCGAGUGCGGCCGCGUGUUCGACAGCGCCCUCAGGCUGCAGAGCCACCGCGUCUCCCACUCGGAGCUCAAGCCCUUCGUUUGCGGGGCCUGCGGGAAGGCCUUCAAGCGGUCCAGCCACCUGUCCCGCCACCGCGCCGUGCACCAGCCCGGGGGCAGCCGGUGCCACGCGUGCCCGCUGUGCCCCCGGCGCUUCCGCGACGCCGGGGAGCUGGCGCAGCAUUUCGGGGGCCACUAGGUGGGGAGGGAAGCGCGGCGCGGAGCCUGCCCGGGAGGCGGAGGUCCUGGCUUCGAAUCCUGGCAGCU
Molecule: messenger RNA, 2797 nt
Organism: Vombatus ursinus (common wombat)
Lineage: Eukaryota; Metazoa; Chordata; Mammalia; Diprotodontia; Vombatidae
Product: zinc finger protein 580-like
Exons: 3
Coding region: 2286-2729 (147 amino acids)
Biological process (GO): regulation of DNA-templated transcription
Molecular function (GO): DNA-binding transcription factor activity, RNA polymerase II-specific; RNA polymerase II cis-regulatory region sequence-specific DNA binding
Source: RefSeq, a predicted model, not a curated record